GAUCGCCUUGUGAUGACGUCAUUACAGUGCGUCUCAGAAUAACAACAGGGAAACGAGCUGCUCUCUGCUGAUCACUGUAGAUACAGAUCGCUAUCAGAUCCCCUUUUACUGACUAUUGUCUUCAUAGGAUAGAGACCCGUGGAUCAGAUCUUCAUGGCAGAGCUGGAGAUCGGGCAGCACUGUGAUGUGGAGCACUGCGGACAGCUGGAUUUUCUUCCCUUUGUGUGUGAUGGUUGCUCCAGAGUGUUUUGUUGUGUUUUUUAGCCUUACACACAGAAGUAGAGAUUCCCAUGACUGCCCUGAGGUGACUACAGGCCCCAGCAGUGCACAGUCUGGAGUCAGCACACAGAUCCCUUGUUCUUACACAGGAUGCAUUGGGAAAGAAUUGGUGGAGGUUUUAUGUCCUUUCUGCAAAAAACAUUUCUGCUUGAGGCAUCGUCACCAGCCAGAUCAUGAAUGUGAGAAACUGGAGGCUCCAAAGCCACGGAUGGCAGCAACCCAGCAGCUGGUGAAAGAGAUUGUGGAUUCCAAAAAUUCCACUCCUCCUAACAAAGUGCGCAGAGGGGCAAAAAACGCAGAGACUGCAGCAAAGGUGGCAUUAAUGAAGCUGAAGUUACAUGCGCUGGGGGAUAAAUCUUUACCUCAGUCUGAAAGGAUUUACUUUCAAGUGUACUUGCCUACGGGUGGAAAGGACAAAAGCAAACCCAUGUUCUUCUGUAAGAAGUGGAGUAUCGGGAAAGUUGUUGACUAUGCAGCUUCAAUAGCAAGCCUGAAAAAUGACAAUAACAAAGCCGCUGCAAAGAAGCUGCGAGUGUGCCACACAGAGACAGGGGCAUCUCUACCAAUGGACAGCUCUCUGGAAACAUGGCUGUCCAGUGCAGAAAAUCCUUUAUACAAUGGUGGAAAUAUUAUCAUUGAGUAUUUGGAUAAUGAGUGCAAUGAAAUUAAAGAUACUAGUAUUUAUUUAUCAUAGAUCCCCUUCCUACUUAUUAAAGUGUGCUGUUUUUAAGUGUGUGACUUGAGAUUCAGUGACUUU
Molecule: messenger RNA, 1036 nt
Organism: Hyla sarda
Lineage: Eukaryota; Metazoa; Chordata; Amphibia; Anura; Hylidae
Gene: ZFAND1
Product: zinc finger AN1-type containing 1
Exons: 8
Coding region: 185-973 (262 amino acids)
Biological process (GO): cytoplasmic stress granule disassembly
Cellular component (GO): cytoplasm; cytoplasmic stress granule
Molecular function (GO): zinc ion binding
Source: RefSeq, a predicted model, not a curated record